Molecule: messenger RNA, 2457 nt
Organism: Cladocopium goreaui
Lineage: Eukaryota; Dinophyceae; Suessiales; Symbiodiniaceae
Source: the annotation of a GenBank genome assembly
AUGAAGUCAAGCGGAAUGUACGAAGCUGCUGGAUUAGCCUUGUGGUUGCGAACAGGCGUUUGGUCUUUGGCAAAGGGUCGCGAUGUGGAUCCUGGCGAUGUCAGUUAUGCCGCCUUGACCCGGUUUGCAGACAUGUAUUUUUCCAAAGCUGUCAGCUUGAAGACGUAUGUGACACGUGAGGGCAAGAGACAGAAGCCACAUGACAGACUGGUGUGGCCCGUGCCCAUGGUGUGCACUUGUGAGAACAUGCCUGAGCUGGACAAGAAGUUCUUUGAGGGCAACCUCAACCUUGUUGGCUGCCACUUUGUCCUCUGGAGUUGGUACGUUGCUUUGGCAGCUGCUCUGCGCAACAAUGACAAGGACUGGCUUGCAUUGCUUUGGGAAGCAGGCCUCAGUGUAACGAUUCAGGUGCGAUACUGCCCUGAUAUGAUUGACUUUGUCAAGGCUCGCAAUCAAGCCUCUGAAGGCCUCAAGGCAAUCAACGAUGUGAACCCCUCAGAAACAUUUGUGCAAUUUGCCCUCUUAGCGAAGCAGCUCAACGUGGAGAAAGAGGCAGAUGGAUCUGCACACGGGUUGAGAUUCAACAACUCACCCUACAACGCGAGCAUGCACAAAGCAGCCAUGGGAAUUAUUUUCUUGCUAGAGGGUGAUGGAGGUUUGUUUCAGAAGGCUAUGUCCAAGCUCGAGCUGGCCUAUGGUCGUGAGUUCUUGUCGAACGCAUACUCAAAGCUCAGCCGCUUGGUGUCGCUUUGCAAGCAAGCUGCAGCAAAUGAGAACCCCACUCACAUUGUGGCUGCCUGGCUGGUGGAGAUGCUGCACUUAGCUCUGAGACUGAAGUUGAUUUCAGCGAAGCAGGCCACGGAAGUGUGGCUUUUUGGUGACCGCAAGCAUGGCACCACUGGUUUCUGUCAAGCGUGUCUGGUCGUCAAGGAGGCCUUUGACUUUGUAGCGCCAUUGCUACAGAAGCUGCCUGAGCAAGAAGCCCAGAAGUGUACCACAGUCGUUGCCAACAUCUGCAAGCCAGAGCAGUGCUGGUUGGAUUUCUUCGUUCCAGAAGCUUCUGAAGCCGGGAUUCUCCAGGAGGAAGGCGAAGAGCAGGAAGAAGCACCAGCUGCCAUACUUGGGGCCAACAAGUUGAACUCGUUGAAGGCUGAGUUUAACAAGGCAACUGGCGCAUUGCUUGAGCUGUUGAUUGACUUGAUGCGAGGUGAAUAUCUGGCAGACUGCCGCACGCUAGCCAAAGAAAAUGUGAAACUGGCACAGGCAGUAUCUGAAGUAGCCGUCCAAGCUGUUCCAGCCGACGACCAGCAAGAUUCAUCAAGUUGUUCCUCCUUAGGCUUUGUGAAGAACCUUUAUUUGGUGGUCCAAGCUUACGACACCAACACAAAGAGUGUCUCACUGGCAGCGCCAUUGCCAACGCCUAGCUUGAUUCAGAGUCUCAACCCCAGCAUUUCUUCAGAACAAGAUGCUGCAGGCAGAGCGCGGGCUUGGAAGCAAGUCCAAUCAGAGUGCCGCAAGUUUGUCACUUUCUCUGUGGUUCCAAAGUAUACGAAAGAAGCGCUCAACAGUGCUUUCCGGAACAGUGGAAAGGUUUGGGCACACAAGGGCGAUCUCAACACUUCCCAUCGCCUUAUAGUUGGCUCAGCAGAUUUGGUCACAGAAACAUCUCAGGAGCCUUGGCUCACCCCAUCAGCUCCAGCGGCAGAUGCUUGGAAGGCAUUGGCCGGGUUUUGCAUGGGCCUCGCUGGCAAUACAGAUUUCAUCUUCCUUUUCGACGGGCGCAUGAGAGAGAUUCGGCGGAUCCAUGCUCCUUGUCUGGAUGAAAAGAAGCUUCCGCUGUUUGAAGAUGUGGUGCUGACGCAGACCCAGACAGAAGAGCUGUUCGUCAUCUACAGUGGCGGGUGUUUGCCGCGUGCGGGGCGUGUGAGACGAGUGCCCUUGGCAGCCCGAAAGCUGGAAACGUGGACCUUUUCUGGCGUGACCUUCCGCCCUGUGAGUGAGCCGCCACUCAUCAAUGCGGAUGACAAAAAGAAGAUCUUACCAGCCAACCAAGCUGUCCAAGUGCCAGAGACAUGGAAGGAAUCACAUGCUGAAGACGGGCCAUUGUUUUGGCAAGAGUGUAAGCCGAUUGAAUUAUAUCUGGCGUUGCUGGAUGAAUUCAAGGGUCAGGCAGUCUUGGACCUCACAGCAGGCUCAGGGGCCCUCAUGGAAGCUUGCCUGACCCGCGGAGUGCAAUAUCACGGGAUUUGCCUCAAUCGCGACCACAUGACUUGGCUCCAAGCAGUGGCGGACCGCGCUGCAUGCGGCCUGAUCUCCAUUGAGGGCUCCACUUUGUUCGGUGAAGAGCUGGCCAAGCUGGUGAAGCAUCAUUUUGCUGACCUACUUCAGCGUCUGGUCCCAACAGAUGACGGUGCAGAAGAGUUGCUCGAGCCUGCCAGUGAUGACGACGCAGCUUGA